CAUAAAGCGAUUCAGUGUGUCGGCGUGCUCGCGGCAGCUCGGGGUGACACGAUAUCACGAAGGAUGAAUCGUCGCGUGGCUUGCCUCUUACUGCUGUCGGUCUGCGUCGCGCAGAGCCUCGGGUGCAGUCCUGCGAGCGAGCGCGAUCGGAAUGCUUGGCGAGAAGCUCGCGAGAAAAGACACGUGGACAGCGUCGUCGCAAUAAUCAGCGCCGUCGUAGACAGGAUAAAGAGAUACGCGGACGAGGUGGGAAGCUCGGCCGCGCAGAGCUGCUACGACGAAUCAAGGCAAUUAUUAUUAUUAGACUUGUCGAGUAACGGCGAAGAGGAGGUAAGAAGAUGCAUAGAAAGUGCCGAUACGGAACUCAUCGCCGACGAGUGCUGUUACGAACUUCAAAGUCUUAUUGGAGAAGAAUCAAUGAAAGUAGCCCUGGCAGCGACGAGUUGCAUCGAUAAGGCUAGAUUGUCGUAUAGAUAGCGCGUAAACUUUAUCUGCCUGUCUCUCUCGAUGUUACACGGAUAUCUGGCAUAUUUCAAGAGCAGUUCAAAUAUUCACGGUGCCUCGCAAAAUACUCUCUCAUUGUACUCGCGCUUUCUUUGAAAAAGAAAGAUUCCUGUGUUCGAACCUGAUUACUUUUGCCACAGGCGUGUUCAAACGAUGCCCAUAAAAGUGCUGUCGAUUUUAAAAAUAGUAGUUUUGUUUCGACUGACAUCGCUUUUCAAUUGACGCGAACAAUCGUUAGCAGAGCGGCAGAAGAUGAACGGAGUGCAAGCUCUUGCAAU
Molecule: messenger RNA, 782 nt
Organism: Phymastichus coffea
Lineage: Eukaryota; Metazoa; Arthropoda; Insecta; Hymenoptera; Eulophidae
Exons: 3
Coding region: 64-477 (137 amino acids)
Source: RefSeq, a predicted model, not a curated record